Molecule: messenger RNA, 447 nt
Organism: Paramecium sonneborni
Lineage: Eukaryota; Ciliophora; Oligohymenophorea; Peniculida; Parameciidae
Source: the annotation of a GenBank genome assembly
CAUGAAUAAAAUUAGAGGAAUUAUUAAAAAUAUAGCAACAUUUGUAUAGAAGCCAGCAUAAUAAUAAAUUAUAAGAACUUAAUUUUUUAAGGCCAUAACAAAAAAUCAAGAUAAAAAAGGUCAUGUUUAAAUUUAGAAAUUGAAUUAGUGGGUUUUAAAUAAAUCUUAAAGCUCAAUUACAAUUACAGAAUUAUAAAAUUUACAAUAAAGGGUAUUUAAACAAUCUAUCAGACAUGGUCUAUCAGAAUUAGUUAGAAUAAAUAUUAAUAAAGCAAAUGUUUAGACAGACAUUAAUUAUGCUGGAGAUUAUGAAUCCAAAUUUCUUUAAUCACAUUUGAUUCAUGCCUUAUAAUUAAAUAGAAUUGGAGCAGAUAAUUACUAUUUUAAUCUAGAUGAUUUAUUAACAACUUAAAGUGCAUAUGAAAGAACUUGAUUUUAAUAUGAAGC